Botrytis byssoidea is the source of this 1266-nucleotide messenger RNA. RefSeq lists its product as uncharacterized. The record is from RefSeq and is a predicted model, not a curated record. Lineage: Eukaryota; Fungi; Ascomycota; Leotiomycetes; Helotiales; Sclerotiniaceae. Bases 1 to 1266 code for a protein of 421 amino acids. The transcript has 2 exons.
AUGAAUUCUGUCAACGAGGUCACUCACAAGCUGGAGCAUUAUGAUACCACCAUUCAACACACCCAAAAAGAAGCCAAGCAGUCAAGUAUUACAUCACGAGAAGACUCAAAUAAGAACAUGAAGUCCUGUAAGACUUUUGCGGCUGAAGAAACAUAUUCUACAGUAUCAAAAGCACAAAGAUCAUCUACAAACUCUGAAGCCGUCAAUUCGUUACACUUCGACAAAUUACCGGCAGAGGUUCAAUGCAUGAUAAUUGAAGAAUGUAUCCCGGAACGCAAUUAUGUUCGUCUAUUCUCAGUCUGCCUGGAUGUUAAUAAUGAAAUACUACUUAAAGAGGAGCUUGACAUAAAACAUACAUCGCUUUUGUUUGUCUCAAGGUCAAUUCGUAGAAUUUAUCUACACCAUCUGCCAGUCGUGCUGCCAUCUCUCGACAAGAAAAUUCCAGUAUGUAUUCACCAAGAUACGACUGUCAUUCUCAGAAUGGAAGAGCCAGAUUAUGGUAACAUUAGGAUAUGCGACAAAGGGAAGAUUCCAGCGUGUUUCAGUGAGAUUCGGUACCUUGCUGUCCCUCUAAACUUAUUCUCUUUUUUUAACAUUACAGCUGAUGAGCGUAGUCGCGGUGAAAGAAUACAUGAGCUUGCAGUAGCUCAUAACAUUAGUUUCUUGAGCAGACUGAUCUUUGCCUGUUCUAACUUGCGUUCUUUGGCCGCUGUUUAUCAUAAUACAGCAGAGAAAAGGCAUCUCAGAGGACUGAAUCAUCCGGGCACUCUAGUCGUUCCAAAGGUAUUCUCCUCUUUACUCAGAUGGAACCUCGAAUCUCUUUCCAAUUUUCUCAACUUGCAACGAGCGAUGACCGGCUAUCGGGGCAAAGAAUUAGCAUGCCAUGUUAUGGUUUUUACCUUGGGUAGCAGUGUCAUUAAGGUUUUAAACAUUCCUCAGAAUGAAAUUGAUACUAUGGUAUAUCUUCGGGUUAGCAAGAAAAAUGCCACCAAGCUUGCCUACCUCGACAUAGAGUCUUUCGUCGACAAAUACUGUUACUCAUCACCUCAUUCAGAUGAAAUUCCGGAAAAUCUUCUUAGUGAGAGGGGUCGAGCUGUAUUUCGAGCCGUUUUCCACAGAUUAGUUACUCGGUGGAUGAAUAUAUACUUCAAUUCCACGAAUAUCGAGGAUGCCAAACAUGGCAGAGAGAUUCUAAAGCUUAUGGAAGAUGCAUAUGAGCAGCACAAGAGAUCCAAUCUAGGUGAAGUGAGUCUAUUCAACCAUUGA